UCCUUCAGUCUAACACAAGGAAGUUGGAAAAUUCAUCUGGGUAUCUAAGCGAGCAUUUGAGGACAAUGGCUGCAGCAUCAGAGAGAGUAACUGCGAAAACUCCGAGCGUUAAAAAGGUGUCCAAACCACUGAUGGAGAAGAAAAGAAGAGCACGUAUCAAUAAAUGUUUGAAUCAAUUGAAAAGUCUCCUGGAGAGUGUCUGUUCGAACAAUAUCCGCAAGCGAAAACUGGAAAAGGCUGAUAUUUUGGAGCUGACGGUAAAACAUCUGAUGCAUCUGCAAAACACCAAAAGAGGAAUGCCCACAGUUUGUGACUCUGCUGAAUAUCACGCUGGCUACAGAAGUUGUCUGGCCACUGUCAGUCAUUAUCUCGCAUCGGACGCUGACAGAGAUUCCCGCUCCACCAUGCUGACACAUCUUAGGAGCGGUUCUAACCUAGUUCCUGAUUUCAGUACCGCGGAGAGCGACACUGCCCGGAUCCCUGCCUCAACAUGUACUCUUCGUCAUUCAAACAAAGCUCCGCUUCAAACAGACGCUCCAUAUCCAAACUUGCAGCAAACUUCAGACAGAUAUUUCUUCUAUAUGCCGAAGAGGACUGAGAUUUGUGAUACGGACAAAAUAUCAUUUAACACACAGGCUGGAACAAGUGAAUCCAAGAAGCUCAAAACUACACACAUCAGUCUUAAAAAUACAAAGGCUGACGAGUGCUGCAAUUUUUCUGAAGCCUUGAAACAGAAUUAUUGGCGGCCUUGGUAAAUCUGAAGAAUUUCAAAUGUCACUGUUUUAACACUUAGACUUUUUGAAGUAGCUCUAAUUUUGCUUCUCAUGCACUGUAUAUGUAGAUCCUAUUUUGUAAUAAAUGAUGACAAAUGUUUAUUUUAAUAAUAAAAGAUUACAAUGUUGGAUUGAAUUUGCUUGUUGCGUAACAGGACACAUGUGUAUGACUAAAUGUAGACGCCAGUUGCUGCGGAGAUCGAAUUUAAUGUCUGUUAUUUUGUAAUAGAAUUAAAUAUUUAGAAUGCACCGGAUGGUAAUGUUAUACAAUCAUUCUAUAUGAAAAGUAAACUUUUUAAGACACGCUUACCCUCAUAUGUAUGCUGUUCAAAAUGUGAAUGCUGAAUGUUGGCCACCAUACUUUCCAAAAUCCAACACAUCGAUCUCAUUGAAAAAAAG
This is a messenger RNA of Carassius gibelio (silver crucian carp), 1172 nucleotides long. RefSeq names its product hairy-related 3 (gene hes3). Gene Ontology annotation, molecular function: DNA-binding transcription factor activity, RNA polymerase II-specific; RNA polymerase II cis-regulatory region sequence-specific DNA binding; protein dimerization activity. The record is from RefSeq and is a predicted model, not a curated record. The transcript has 4 exons. Bases 66 to 755 code for a protein of 229 amino acids. Gene Ontology annotation, cellular component: nucleus. Gene Ontology annotation, biological process: anterior/posterior pattern specification; regulation of neurogenesis; regulation of transcription by RNA polymerase II. NCBI's taxonomy places the organism in Eukaryota, Metazoa, Chordata, Actinopteri, Cypriniformes, Cyprinidae.